AUGCUGGCCUCCAUGGAGGACAAGCCCUUCCCGACCCGUGCAGAGGCCUGCGACGUGGCCAACGCCGUCUUGGAUGGUGCAGAUGCAGUGAUGCUCAGCAGCGAGAGCGCCAUGGGAAAGUUCCCUGUCGAGACGGUGAACACCAUGAGGAGGAUCGUCGAAGAGGCCGAGCACGCGCUCGUGUCCGAGGUCGUCGCGGCGUGA
Messenger RNA from Symbiodinium necroappetens, 204 nucleotides. NCBI's taxonomy places the organism in Eukaryota, Dinophyceae, Suessiales, Symbiodiniaceae. The record is from the annotation of a GenBank genome assembly.